Fusarium coffeatum is the source of this 807-nucleotide messenger RNA. RefSeq lists its product as uncharacterized. Lineage: Eukaryota; Fungi; Ascomycota; Sordariomycetes; Hypocreales; Nectriaceae. Gene Ontology annotation, cellular component: mitochondrion. The transcript has 2 exons. The coding region runs from base 1 to 807 and encodes 268 amino acids. The record is from RefSeq and is a predicted model, not a curated record.
AUGACGGAUGUUAUGAGUAUUAGGGAGCAGCAGCACUGUACCCUGCAGUACUUUGCUGUUGACCUGGCUGCUGCGGCUUUCGCUUCUGCUUUGGUCACUCCCUGGGUUACAGCCAUUGACAAGCUCGUCUUCAACAAGGCAACCAGCAACACCUCAGUCAUGGGCUCCAUGCGCAAAUGGGCUUCCAAGCCCAAGGCAACCUUUGCUUCGCUCUUCAUACCCUUCCUCGUCUACUUCGGAACCUACGCUACUGCCAACAUGUUCGACUCCUUUAACGCUGUUCAAUACGAUCCCGACCCUUCCAUCGUCUGCUCGUCUCCCGCCAAAUUCGCCGCAACCACGACCGUCAGUUCUGGAUUAAGCAUAUUCAAAGACGCCUACUUUUCUCGGAUGGCUUGUGGCGCUGGGACGCCUCUGCUUAGUUAUGCCCUAUUCACUCUUCGAGAUGCAGUGACUAUAUACGCCUCGUUCAACCUGCCUACUAUGAUCGCUCCCAAGCUUGCCGAAUUCCCUUUCGCGUCUAUCACUCCAUUUGCCGACAUUUUCAAGUCUGAUGAUUCGAGACUCAAGAUGGCUCAGCUGUUUAUGCCUGCUGCGUCUCAGGUAGUAAGCACGCCGAUUCAUCUGCUUGGUCUAGAUGUGCAUGCUCGACAAGUUCGUAUGACUAUCCGCGAACGUGUGGGUGUAAUCAAGCACUAUGCUGGAUUUGCUACACCUCUACGUAUGAUACGUGCUUUGCCUUCUUAUGGUAUUGGCAGUGUGGCCAAUACUGGUUUUAGGCGAAGCAUGAUGACCCAAGUGGUUUGA